Messenger RNA from Nanorana parkeri, 2202 nucleotides. It is a transcript of the gene CACTIN, whose product is annotated as cactin, spliceosome C complex subunit. Gene Ontology annotation, molecular function: protein binding. The transcript is spliced from 9 exons. Gene Ontology annotation, cellular component: cytoplasm; spliceosomal complex. The record is from RefSeq and is a predicted model, not a curated record. NCBI's taxonomy places the organism in Eukaryota, Metazoa, Chordata, Amphibia, Anura, Dicroglossidae. The coding region runs from base 7 to 1995 and encodes 662 amino acids. Gene Ontology annotation, biological process: mRNA cis splicing, via spliceosome; negative regulation of innate immune response.
AGACAGAUGAAACCUCUAUCCUCCUCUGAUCAAGAUGACAAAGGCAAAGCACACAACAGGGAAAGGAGAUCAACCUCCAAGUGCUCAGUCUCUUCGGUCUCUUCUACAUCACCAGCUAGGUCACAAAGCCCGAAGAUGAUUUCUCUUGGAGGUCUUGCUCUGCAAGAGUGUUUGAAUCUAAAAGAAGAAAACAAAAAAAAAAAGGAGAUUAUGAAAGCUAUAGAAACGCCAGAGGAAAAAAGAGCCAGACGUUUAGCCAAAAAAGAAGCCAAAGAAAGAAAGAAGCGGGAGAACAUGGGCUGGGGAAAAGAGUACAUGGGGUACACCAAUACAGAUAACCCAUUUGGAGAUAACAACUUACUGGGCACUUUUACCUGGAGCAAGGCGCUGGAAAAAAAAGGAAUUGGUCAUCUCACAGAGAAAGAUUUGAAAGAGAGGAACAAGCGGAUCCAAGAAGACAAUCGCUUAGAAUUGCAGAAAGUGAAACAGCUACGUUUAGAACGUGAACGAGAAAAAGCUAUGAGAGAGCAGGAGCUGGAGAUGCUACAGCGAGAAAAAGAAGCUGAGCACUUUAAGACUUGGGAGGAACAGGAAGACAAUUUUCAUCUUCAACAAGCAAAACUCAGAUCCAAAAUACGCAUUAGGGAUGGCCGUGCUAAGCCUAUUGAUCUUCUGGCAAAAUACGUAAGUGCAGAGGAUGAUGACUUAGCUGUUGAGAUGCAUGAGCCAUACACUUUCUUGACUGGACUUACUGUGUCUGAUCUUGAAGAUUUACUGGAAGAUAUCCAAAUCUACAUGGAGCUGGAACAGGGAAAAAAUGUGGAUUUUUGGAGAGAUAUGACAAUUAUUACAGAAGAUGAAAUCUCUAAACUACGAAAGCUGGAAUCUUUUGGGAAAGGCCCAGGAGAGAGGCGAGAAGGCGUGAAUGCCUCUGUCUGCACAGAUGUACAGGCUGUGUUUAAAGGGAAGACCUACAGCCAGCUGCAGGUCAUUUCUCAAGGAAUUGAGAGCAAAAUAAGGGCAGGAGGACCAAACCUGGAUAUUGGAUAUUGGGAAAGUCUCUUGCAACAGCUCCGUGCUUACAUGGCAAGAGCCAGGCUUCGAGAGAGGCACCAGGAUAUUCUGCGCCAGAAACUGUUCAAGCUCAAGCAAGAGCAGGGUGUUGAAAGCGAGCCUCUGUUCCCCAUUGUAAAACAAGAGUCCUAUUCUCCUAGUGAAAGGUCAGCUAAAGAUGAGUCUGUGUCAGAGCAGCCUGGCUCAUCUUCUGAUGUUUUGGUACCUGAAAAAUCUGGAAAUGUACCAGAAGGGGAGGGGAAAGAUGAAUGUGGGGAGUCUGUCCUUAUAGAAGAAGAUCUCAUACAGCAGAGCCUCAGUGAUUAUGAUGCUGGCAGGUACAGUCCAAAGCUAUUAACCAACCAGGAGCUGCCUUUUGAUGCACAUAUAGUGGACUUUGAGGAAGACCAACAGAGACUAGUACUGUGCAGACAGCAGCUGCAGGUGACAGGUGAUGCCAGUGAGAGUGCUGAAGACAUCUUUAUUCGAAAGGCAAAAGAAGGAAUGGAUGGUGAUGAGGCUCAGUUCAGUGUGGAAAUUCCAGUUACAAGCAAAGCCUAUCUAUGGGCAGACAAAUACAGGCCUCGUAAACCUCGAUUUUUUAAUCGAGUACACACUGGCUUUGAGUGGAAUAAAUACAACCAGACCCACUACGAUUUUGACAAUCCCCCACCAAAGAUUGUGCAGGGCUACAAGUUUAAUAUUUUUUAUCCAGAUCUGAUUGAUAAAAGGUCCACUCCUGAAUAUUUCCUUGAGGCUUGCCAAGAAAAUAAAGACUUUGCAAUUCUAAGGUUUCAUGCAGGGCCUCCUUAUGAGGACAUCGCAUUCAAAAUAGUAAAUCGUGAGUGGGAGUAUUCUCAUCGACAUGGUUUUCGCUGUCAGUUCUCAAAUGGUAUUUUUCAAUUGUGGUUCCACUUCAAGAGAUAUCGAUACAGAAGAUAGGUGUGUAGUCACUUGGAAAUAUGUUUUUGGACCGUUUGUUUAUACUAAGAAAAGUUUAGGACUAAUUCUUUUUUUGAGGGUGUGCCCAGUGUUUGUAUAUUUAGCUCACAUUAUACUGUAUAGUAUUCGAUUUGUAUGAGUUAGAAUGCUGUUUUUAGAAUUAAUUAAAAUUUUUCAUAAAAAAAUAGAUUCUUUAUUUGGCUUGCC